CAAUCUCAUCCCAACUUCAAACAUGCAAAAAAUCGUACUCUUCGCUUUCGCACUGGUGGCUAUUGCCGCAGCGGCUCCCCAAGACCCCAACCAGGCUUACAUACUCAAACAAGACUCUGAAGUUAACCCCGAUGGCUACCACUUCGAGUUCGAGACCAGUGAUGGUAUUUCUCGUCAGGAGCAAGGAACUCUGAAGCAGAUCACCGAGGAUCACCAGGGUAUCGAAGUACAAGGAACCUACAAGUACACCGCCCCCGAUGGUUUGGUCUACACCGUCACAUACACCGCUAACGAAAACGGUUUCCAGCCCCAGGAACACGUUGAACAGCCAGGACAAUAAGCAGUCACUAGUUAAUAUAUUUUUAGCUUUUAUGCGCAUUCACCAACGGCCGCGCUCCAAACAUCAUAGUAUUAUAAGCGUCUAAUGUUAUCAGGACGUUUGUUUGGCGCCUAUUAUUUAAUAGAA
This is a messenger RNA of Nymphalis io (European peacock), 466 nucleotides long. RefSeq names its product endocuticle structural glycoprotein SgAbd-5-like (gene CPR49). Bases 23 to 340 code for a protein of 105 amino acids. NCBI's taxonomy places the organism in Eukaryota, Metazoa, Arthropoda, Insecta, Lepidoptera, Nymphalidae. Gene Ontology annotation, molecular function: structural constituent of chitin-based larval cuticle. The transcript is spliced from 3 exons. The record is from RefSeq and is a predicted model, not a curated record. Gene Ontology annotation, cellular component: chitin-based extracellular matrix.